GAAGCUGCUGCUGAUGUUCUGAUUCUGUGAUGAUGGCGGAAGACUGGAGCUGUUAGAAUGAGUUUAUAAAGCUUUAUUUAAUACACAUUAGAGGAUCCGGUGUGUUAUUCAGUGUGUGUGUGAGUGUGAAGAUGUCGAGCAGUGUGGAUUAUGAGAAGAUUCCUGCUGUAGCUCUGAACUUCAGUGUGAGGAAGAGACUCGCUCUCUAUCUCAACCCCACCAACACUGUGGCUGCAGACUGGACCGACAUCGCCGAGAAGAUGGACUUCAGCUACCUGGAGAUCAAAAACCUGGAGAAGAGAGAGAACCCCACUCACAAACUGUUGGAGGAAUGGCAGACCAGACCAGGAGCCAGUGUGGGGAAGCUUCUCCUCCUCCUGGAACAAGCUGAGAGGAAAGAUAUCAUCUCUGAUCUCACAUCACUCAUCGAUGAGGACUGCAAAAAGUAUUUGGAGAGGCAAAAGGAUCUUCCGCUUCAGGUUCCGGAGGUGGACAGCGGGCACCAGGAUCGGAGCAUUACUGUACACGAUGGUGCGAUGCCGGAGAUGUUCGAUGCCUUCAUCUGCUACUGCCAGAGCGAUUUCCAGUUCGUGACGGAGAUGAUCAGGCAGCUGGAGCAGACCGUGUACAACCUGAAGCUCUGCGUGUUCGACCGUGACGUCCUGCCCGGUACCUGCGUGUGGACCAUCACCAGCGAGCUCAUCGAGAGGAGGUGUAAGAGGAUGGUCGUUAUCAUAUCAGACGAUUACCUGGACAGCGACGCCUGCGACUUUCAGACCAAAUUCGCCCUCAGUCUCUGCCCAGGCGCUCGUACCAAACGUCUAAUCCCGGUGAUCUACAAGCCCAUGAAGAGGCAGUUUCCCAGCAUCCUGCGCUUCCUGACCGUGUGCGAUUACACCCGACCCUGCACUCAGUCCUGGUUCUGGAUUCGACUGGCCAAGGCCCUGUCCCAGUCCUAAACACCCCAAAUCCACCAUCCAACCAGAAUGUGAAGUGUUUAUGUGUAUGGAGUGUUGAAGGUCUUUAAUAUUUCAUGCUUAGUUGAUUUUAGCUGCUCUGGUUUGAUACUGUGGUGUUUCACCAGUUUUAGGUGGUUUUAUUUGUCUGAAACUGUUUAUAUUGUAAUUAUAGCAAUAAUCACAGCUCAUUUCCUCUUAUCUUACACCACUAUUUUACAUGCACAUUUAUCAUUAUUGUAAAUAAUUAGAAAUGAAACCACUGCAUAGUAUUUUAUUGUCUAAACAUCUGCAAGAAAUCAGCGCUCGUCCAGCUCAUACUUUGCGAUAAUGAUGAUGAUAUAAACUGUUUUAUAUAUGUGGAACAGUGGCGCAGUGGGUAGCCCUGUCUCCUCCGGUUUCCUCCCACAGAUCCAAAACAUGCAGCCAGGUUAACUGGAGUUACUAAAAGUGCCCUAAGUGUCUGUGUGUGUGUGUGUGUGUGUGCGUGUGUGUGUCUGUGUUUGUUUGUUUGUUUGUGUGUUUGUGUUUGUGUCCUGUGAUGGACUGGUGAACUGUUCAAUGUUUCCUGCUUUUCGCCCAAAGAAUCAGACCCACUGCGACCCUGACCAGGAUAAAGUGGUAAUAAAACAGACAAUGAAUUAAUGUUUUAUAAACUAUUUUACUAGAUUUUUGUAAUUCAAAUCUAUUUUCAUACAGUAUCUGUACACUGUCUUUUGUAUCCUUUAUACAUCAAAUAAUGUAAUAAAUAUUAAUUAAUAAAAUCUUAAUAA
This is a messenger RNA of Trichomycterus rosablanca, 1729 nucleotides long. It is a transcript of the gene myd88, whose product is annotated as MYD88 innate immune signal transduction adaptor. The record is from RefSeq and is a predicted model, not a curated record. The coding region runs from base 132 to 959 and encodes 275 amino acids. The transcript is spliced from 5 exons. Gene Ontology annotation, cellular component: plasma membrane. Gene Ontology annotation, biological process: innate immune response; MyD88-dependent toll-like receptor signaling pathway; defense response to Gram-positive bacterium. Lineage: Eukaryota; Metazoa; Chordata; Actinopteri; Siluriformes; Trichomycteridae. Gene Ontology annotation, molecular function: Toll-like receptor binding; TIR domain binding.